Vespa crabro (European hornet) is the source of this 5851-nucleotide messenger RNA. Its product is annotated as hemicentin-2-like. Bases 1769 to 4804 code for a protein of 1011 amino acids. Gene Ontology annotation, molecular function: protein binding. The record is from RefSeq and is a predicted model, not a curated record. The transcript is spliced from 17 exons. NCBI's taxonomy places the organism in Eukaryota, Metazoa, Arthropoda, Insecta, Hymenoptera, Vespidae.
AGUCGCCGCGUUGGGAGUGUAUGGUUUUUCGUGCUGCGAAAAUCUGCAUCCGAAUGAAUACGAAUGAAUAGAGAUACAAAGACGAAGAUAAGGGAAUAAAAAAUAAAAAAGAAAAAAAAUAAAUUACCGUUGAAUAGUGCAAAUUCUAUAAAAGUAUCAGGAAUCGAUGCUUCUAUUCGAUUUAAAAAAAUUAAUAGAAGAUAGUGUCGCAUUGAAAAAAAAAAUUUUAAAAGAAAAUCUCAUGUAUUUUUCACUAGCUUCCUAUCUUAUUUUUCUAAUUUCACUUUCUUGUGUAACAUUCGUAUAGAUCGUCGUCCUCGUUCAAAGGGGAUCGUCGAAGGAUUCGUUAGCUCGUCGGGUGGAUCCUUGAGAGGUCGCGAAGUGGUAGCGAUUAGGCGGUGACGUUUUUGGGAACAGUCACGUCUUUCUUAAUCCUCCAGUUGCCUUCCCAUCAGGGAUGACGGUUUUCGGUGAAUAAUGUACUUAACGGUCGAUCAUAACGGUCGAACGAGGGGGUAGCUACGGUGGAAGGAAUAGCUUACAAAGAAAAGCCAAAGAUAAAGAGGAUAGUAGAGCGAAAAAAGGAGAGAAAUAAUAAUUGUUAUGGACACCGACGUGACAUACGAGCGAGUUCGUAUCGUUCGAGGAGGCGGGAAUCCGUCGGUACAAGAAACGAACGACACGCGGCCUGGAGAAAUCGAUCGCCUCGAGUUUUCAACAAGUUGUAAAUCGAGAAACCGCCAUUUGUACGGUUCGCGAAGAGCUAUGCGGUGAAGAAGUGUCGCGAGUGCGUGUCUCGCGGUCGGGACACGAAUCUAACGUGUUUUCUCAGUUUUCAUUUCUUUUUUUGUUUUUUUUUUCUUUUUUUAUUUCCUUCCAGAUAUAUUCUCGUUCUUCGUAUGAUCCACGAAGGAUUCGAUAAACCGUGUAUUCGUGACUCACGUCGUGAAGUAUCGAUCGAAUUGGCGAGUGAUUCGCGAAAAUAUUCUUGGAAGUUCCUUUCUUAAACGAACGGUUUCGCCGAGAGAUUCUCAAGUGAGUGAUUCGUGCCACCGUAGGUCUAUACUGCGACGUUUCGAGAUCGAGGAGUGGAUUCGUUCUUGUGUCGCAACAUUUUAAUCAGUCAAUAUAAUUGGAUAGGAUUUCAUUAUCGAUAUUAGGUUCGCGAAGACGAGGAAAAAAAGGGGAUUGUGAACUAGCAAGGACGACGACAAUGAGGAGUAAGAAGUGAAGGAUCACGAGGGUGAGAAAAGAGGAGAGUGCAAGCCUACUGCAUCGGUGGAGUGUUCGAGUCACAGGAAGUGCUCUGAAGAGAGAAAAAAAGAGGGAGAGAGAGAAAGAAAGAGAGGGGGAGAGACAGAGAGAGAGAGAAAGAGAGACAGUAAGAGAGAGACAAAGAAAGAGAAAGAGACAGAGAGAUAGAGAGAGAGAGAGAAAAAGGAGAUUGUUGAAAGAGUUGACUGACGAAAAGUGGUGGUGGGUGUUAGUGGGGUGAGAAGGGGGAGGGUGGAUUGGGGAGAAACUGGAGGGUAGUCUCGCAAAAGUGAAGGAAAAGUGAGAGGGCGAAGAGGGACGCGAAGAGUUAUUCCAUUUUCUUCUAUUCCUUCGCUCUAGUUGUGCUGGGUGUAAAAAAAAAGAAGAGAGAAAGAAAAAAGAUAGAAAAGAAGAAAGAAAGAAAGAAAGAUAACGAAAGAAAAUUCGAAAAGGCGAAGAAGUCGUGUCGGGGUCACGGACGACGACGCCGACGCGUUGGACCGACUACGUCGAGAUGCCACCAGAUGAGAUGGCCGUCUCCGUCGUUCUCUCGUUUCUUCUCACCCUUUUCCUCGUCCCUUGUCGUGCGAGGAUAACCAAUCAGGAGAUUGUGACAAUGACGGAUGUAGAAGCAGUGGCAGGUGGAAAUGCUAAGUUGCCAUGCGACGUGGAACCACCGGUCUCUGGGGACAAGCUACAUCUAGUUAUUUGGUACAAGGAGGAGUCAGACACACCUAUAUACAGUUUCGAUACGAGAGGACGAAGUACAUUGGAACAAGGAAAACAUUGGCAGGAUGUGAGUCUCGAAGGACGUGCCUCCUUCCGUCAUUCUGAGGAACCGGCUAAACUCACGCUGGAGAACGUUCGCGAGAGCGACGCGGCCGUUUACAGAUGCCGGGUUGAUUUUAAACAGUCACCUACAAGGAACAGCAAAGUCAAUUUUACGGUCAUCAUACCACCGGAACAACUUAGCAUAUUGGAUGAAGACGGAGGAUCUCAUAUUCCCCAUUACAUUCUUGGCCCGUACAGUGAAGGAGCAUCUCUCAAUAUUACCUGCGUCGCCGCCGGUGGUCGACCACCGCCACGAGUGACGUGGUGGCAGGAGAAUGCCCUCUUGGACGACACUUACGAAAGUGUAGGUACUAAGAGAGUACGAAAUGUUCUACGACUGGAAAAACUCAGUCGUAAACAUUUGCAUACGAUUUUGACCUGUCAAGCAUCGAACAACAACAUGGUCGCACCGAUAUCCAGCUCGGUUACUCUCAACAUGAAUCUGAAGCCACUGUUGGUUCGUAUGCAAGGAGAAAACCGUCCAUUUAGUGCCGGUACCACGUACGAGAUAGGAUGCGAGGUUGUCGGGGCCAGGCCAACGCCGAAAAUCACCUGGUCCAAGGGGAGCAUAGCGCUUAGGACUACAAGACAAACGGUGAGUCCCGACGGCAAUACGACGACGAGCAUGCUAACGUUCGUGCCGAGCAUCGAAGACGCCGGAAAAUUUCUCUCCUGCAAGGCCAGCGUACCGGAUAUCACGGAUCCAGAAAUGGAAGACGGAUGGAAGCUCGACAUAUAUCACGAACCCGUGGUUACCCUAGAAUUGGGGAGCAAUCUGAACUCAAGCGCAAUCCGAGAAGGAAUCGACGUUUACUUCGAAUGCAACAUCAAGUCGAAUCCUUGGGUUUACAAGGUUUCCUGGCGGCAUAACGGCAAUCCACUGUACCACAACACGGCAACUGGCACGAUAAUAAGUAAUCAGAGCCUGGUGCUUCAGAGCGUGACACGUAGCAGAGCCGGCAUCUAUACCUGCAUCGGUAGUAAUCAAGAAGGCGAUGGUGAGAGCAAUCCUCUCAAUUUAGACAUCAAAUUUGCUCCGGUUUGCCACAUUGGACAGACGAAGGUAUUCGGUGUAGCUCGACAAGAGACCACGAAGAUCCCCUGCGAGCUUGAGGCUAACCCACCGGAAGUCUCGUUCACCUGGAAAUUCAAUAAUACGAUGGAAGCUGUCGACAUAGCCCAGGCACACGUCACAAGCGUUGGUACUCACUCGACAGCUUCCUAUACUCCCAUGACCGAACUGGACUAUGGUACUUUACUUUGCUGGGGUAACAACGAUCAGGGCACUCAACUCGAGCCUUGCGUCUAUCAUAUCGUUCCAGCUGGUCGUCCCGACAUGCCACACAAUUGUUCGAUUCUAAAUCAAACUACAGAUUCAUUUUACAUCGAAUGCAUCGACGGUUUCGACGGCGGACUUCCUCAAAAAUUUACGAUUCGAAUAGAUCGAGAGAUAUCUUCAAGCGGUACUAAAUCGACAACUACAAUCUACAAUCAAACUAGCAAAGCUGCUUCCUUCGCUGUGACCAAUCUAGAGCCUGGCACCACUUAUGAAAUACAAAUUUAUGCGAGCAACACAAAGGGUAACAGCGAGAUCGUUCACUUUUCGGCCACAACCUUGAACCUGCCGGAGAGAAGAACAGCAGGUGAGAGGCUGGCUCGACCACCGUCCCCGGAGAAUUGCACGAUCAGAGAAGAGAGCAGAACAACGGUGAGGGUGAGCUGUGCGGAGAGCGAGUACUUCGAUGCGAACACGGCGACCUAUGUUCUUCAAGUCUACGACGCUGACACGAGACAUCUCUUGGGUUCAGCGACUAGUUUGACGCCUAGCAUGCUCGAGGUGACAAAUCUACCAAUGGAAAGGAGCCAUGCAGGACUCGUUCUCUCUUUGAGGGUUAUGACGGCACAUGCUACCAGUGACGCUACCGUUCUACACAGCCCAAACUUUGUUCAGGAGGGUAAAACGCAGGAGCAUCAACGUUACCCAGCUUUGACUCCAGUGAUGCUGUCGUUGUCGGGUCCAUUGUUAGGUGCAGUAGUAGGUGCUACAGCUGGUCUUCUAUUAGUGAUAUUCGUGAUCGUUCUCGCUGUGAGAUUGCGUUAUCGACCUCGCCCACAGGAGGACAAGGAUUCCCAUGACGAUGGCGGUAUGGCGAAUCUCGCUGCUUCCGGUGGUACAACGGCUUCGUCGCCACGAGACAAAUCAUCCGUCUUACCUCUAAGUGCUGACAGCAUUGAAAGUUUUGAAAAGGAUCCCGACAUAAUAUCUCAUACGAAUGAAAGUUCUUAUGCGGAAAUGUGCAAAGGUACGUCACCGCGUUACGUGAUACAACCAAAACGAGCUGACGCUUCUACAUUCACGAACAAUGGCUCGGAAUUGACGUAUGCCGAGUUAUCACUACGGAACAAUAGGCGAAUACCUCCAAAUUGCUAUCAGUCGGUACAGAUGUCGACCCUUCAGAGACCUCAAAUAUUACCAAUGUCAACUGUGAUACGAAGACAAGCGAUGCAACAAGAACCAACUAUCUACACCCAAAUAGCAGGACAUUCGAAAUCCAUUUACGUCCCACCACCACAUGCCUACAUGAAUCGAGGUAGCGACGAAUCAACGGUGGAAACUCCAUUAAUCGGACACGACAAUAAGAUCACAACGAUCAGCCAAUCAGGAAGCUCAAUAUGGCGAACCGAUACACCUCCUCCCAUUAACGCACCAACAACAUGAUUUCGUGCAAGCAUGCUUAUAACCUGGUAUCGAGCCCAAAAGUUUCUCAAUGUACCCGAAAAAAGGACACACAUCGAAUUACGUACGCGUUGAACGUUCGGCCGCGUUCUAAAAAUGAUUUCAGAAAAGUUUUAGACGCGCCUUAUAGAGACAAAAAGACUAUAUCGACGACGACGACGAACGAUGAAAGUAAUGGAAAAAGUUAGCACUAGAAAAUUUCUAUACUUAAUCACAGGAAUGAUUUCUCUUUUGUUUUCUUUUUUUCUUCUUUAUAGUUUUAUAAUUAUCGAAAUUAAGAAAAAAAAAAGAGAAAUAGACGAAAAAAAAUAUGCGUCUGUUCAAUAAAAAAUAGACGAUAGUAUCUUCAAUAUGGAAGCCGGACGCCAUUUUUACUAUUAAAAUUAUCGAAUCACAAAUACAAUUUAAUUGCUUUUAAUACUAUCCUGAAACGAAAAAUUUAAUUCGAUAAGAAUUUAAAUACCACAAAAACAAUUAGGAAAUUAAAUAUUAUUAUAAUAUUUAAUGUUAUUAUUUGUCCAAAUAUAUAUCGAAUUGAUUUUUUAGAAAAGAUUGAUUUAUUCAAAAAAGUAAAUCAUAGAUGCGAAGUAUAGAAAUGAAUAUAACGAAAAAAUAUGCAUAUAUACAUAUACAUAUAUAUGUCUGUAUGUGUGUGUAUGUGUAUACAGUCAAUCAUUUUGAAACGAGCUUCUUUUUCCAGCCGUCCGUAUGUCGACAUGUCGUACGAAACGUCGAGAAUCUAAAGAAAAGAAACACGAGACGAUCGGUUUGAUUAAAAAGUAUGACUGAUUUCCUAUGUUGUUUCUUUCUCGUAUCGAUACAUACUAAAGAAAAAAAAAAAAAGAAAAAAUGAAAGAAAGAAAGAAAAAGACAAAAAAUAUAAAUAUAUAAAUCUAUUGAUGUUCAGAAAACAUAGAUUACAAGCGAAUAAUUAAAAAUAAAGAUAAGAGGAAAAAGAAAAAAGAGAAAAAAAGAAGAAAGGAAAAAAAGAAAAGCGAAUUUAAUUCAAAAUAAUCUAAUCGUAAACCA